Molecule: messenger RNA, 267 nt
Organism: Enterobius vermicularis (human pinworm)
Lineage: Eukaryota; Metazoa; Nematoda; Chromadorea; Rhabditida; Oxyuridae
Source: the annotation of a GenBank genome assembly
CUUCGAAUAUAUAUAUAUAUAUAUAUAUAUAUAUAUAUAUAUAUUUAUUUAUUUGUUUAUUUAAUAUAUAUAUAUAUAUAUAUAUAUUUAUUUAUUUAUUUAUUUAUUUAUUUUUAUAUAUAUAUCGAAGAAUUUCUUGAUAAUACCAUUACUGAGAUAAAUCACUGGAUCGCACUAAAAAUUUAUAGCCACUUGCAGAAGUCGGGACGGAUUUAUCUUUUUCCCAACUUGUUCAAAACUUUUUGUAUUCAGUGUUUUUUUUUUUAA